Messenger RNA from Chara braunii, 1894 nucleotides. Lineage: Eukaryota; Viridiplantae; Streptophyta; Charophyceae; Charales; Characeae. The record is from the annotation of a GenBank genome assembly.
GUCAAGCCUUUAUGGCCCACACAUGUCUUGGGCCAUGCGUUCAAAGGAAGACGCAACCCAUGCAAGUUACACUCGCGGACGGCCGCACGCAAAAGUCAAUUGAUCGAUGCGUCGACGGCGUUCCGGUAUACUUUGCGCCACUUGCGUGCGAACCGAUGUCUUUUGACAUCCUCGACACCAAGUUCGACAUGAUUCUAGGCAUGUCUUGGUUGCGUAGCGCCGAUCAUCCGGUGAACUUCCAUGACCGAACCAUUCACAUCCGUGAUCGGAACGGAGUGUUAGUCCCAUGUACGGUCGCAACCCCUCACACUUCGAUUGCUUGUCACGUGGUUUCCGUUGCGAGAAUUCGCGACGCCAUAGCUCGGAAUGACGUCGAGGAGAUGGACGUUGUAUUUUUGCAUGCUCUCCCCUCGCCGGACGGACCAGCCGUGUCCCCGCCGGACCCACGCAUCACUCACCUCUUGGAUGAGUAUGGAGACGUCUUUGAGGCUCCCACCGGAACGGUUCCGAAUCGGCCCAUAUGUCACGGGAUCACUCUCGAGGCGGACGCCRUCCCUCCGCGUGGAUGUAUCUACCGCAUGAGCGAAGAGGAGCUCGAGGUGCUUCGCGCACAACUCGAUGACCUCCUCGACCAAGGCUGGAUUCACCCUAGUUGCUCGCCAUACGGUGCACCUGUUCUCUUCGUCCGAAAGAAGAACAAAGAUCUAGGACUAUGCAUCGACUGUCGCAAACUUAACGCACAGACCGUAAAGAACGCCGGCCCUCUCCCUCGGAUUGAUGAUCUCCUUGAGCGGUUAGGUGAUGCGACGUACUUCUCGAAGUUGGACUUGAAGUCAGGUUACCACCAGAUUGAAAUCCAGCCUCAAGAUCGGUACAAGACCGCGUUCAAGACGCGGUACGGGCAUUUUGAGUGGGUUGUCAUGCCCUUUGGCCUCACCAAUGCCCCCACAACUUUUCAAGCAGCUAUGACGACUGAGUUUUGCGACUUGCUCGAUCGCUACAUCCUCAUCUACCUCGAUGACAUCUUGGUCUAUAGCAGGAUGUUGGACGAGUAUAUCACACACCUUCGCACUGUUUUGAAUCGUUUGCGAUUGGCCAAGUACAAAGCUAGCCGCGACAAGUGCGAGUUCGCCAAGCAAGAGCUUGAGUACUUGGGACAUUUUGUGACGCCGAAAGGCAUUCGUCCCUUAGCGGACAAGAUCCAAGCCAUCACGGAUGGCCAGACGGAGCGAGCGCACCAGACCGCUCAGAUGAUGUUGCGUACGCUCAUCCGUCCCGACCAGAAAGAUUGGGUUGACCGGCUUCCCGACAUCGAGUUCGCCUACAACACUUCGGUGCACCCGGCGAUCUGCGUCACACCAUUCGAGCUACAUCAUGGUCGAGAGAAAGCACGGAUCUUCGYUGAUCUCCUUUUGCCACAGGCUGCAAACAUAGACGUCUCUUGCUCUCCCGCUUCCGUUCGGAAGUACCGGGACUUGCUGAUCAAAGCCCGCACGAAUAUGCAAAAGGCUCAAAUCCGCAUGCAACAGCAAGCUAACCGACGUCGACUUCCAUUUCCUUUCCGCGAGGGAGACCUUGUUUGGGUCCUCUCCGAGGAAUUUGCGCUCGAGCAGGAUGUUUCGCGCAAACUCCUUCGAAAUGAUUCGGACCAUGGGAAGUCACUUCUGCCGUUCGGAGACGACCUCGCAGGUCCUUGCUUCGUGAUCAACAUUCCACCACACCUUACAGUGCAUCGGGUCUUCCACGCAUCGAAGCUGGCCAUCUACAUGCCACCUUCUGUUGACGAGUUUCCCAGACGUUGAUCACAGCAUCCGCCUUCGAUGGACGGACAUCAGGAAGUGGACCGAGUCAUCACGCACCACAAGUAUGGCAACAAGCCAAUGCAGUACAAAGU